Molecule: messenger RNA, 1280 nt
Organism: Mercurialis annua (annual mercury)
Lineage: Eukaryota; Viridiplantae; Streptophyta; Magnoliopsida; Malpighiales; Euphorbiaceae
Product: putative B3 domain-containing protein At5g66980
Exons: 4
Coding region: 173-1141 (322 amino acids)
Molecular function (GO): DNA binding
Source: RefSeq, a predicted model, not a curated record
CUAUACGAGGUCCACAGUGGCACUUGUCGAGUGAAUCAUUGAAUCAAAUAAUAGGACAAGAUUCCCUGUCUUCUCUUUUGCAUGUCAACUCAAACCAAACACUUUCCUAUACAGUCUAAACUUCUUCAACUCUCAAUCUUUGGCACCCAAUUAGGUUUUCCGGCGAGAAAAAAUGGUAAACCCCCGCAAAAAUCAGACUCCCUCCCUUGAAUUCUUCAAAGUUUUUCUCUCCGACCACAGCUCCGACCAACUGAGCUUUCCACCAGCUUUUGUUAUGCAGUUGGAUGGAAACGUACCCGAAAAUGCUACCCUCGAAGAUCAUACCGGAAAGGUUUGGAAAAUCAAAACUAGAAGUAGUUUGAUAACUGAAGAAGGUUGGAAAAAAUUUGUAGAUCAUCACUCUUUAGUUGAUGGGGACUUCCUUGUUUUCAAGUAUGAUAUGAACUCCAAAUUUUUCGUUAAAGUAUUUUCCGGAAAUGGAUUGAUAAAGGAAAAGGAGUGUAGUAGUAGCGUCGUUGUGAAGGAGGAAACGGAAUCCGAAUCUGAAGAAGAAACGCCUAUGCGAGAUUCUACUAGUGGUAACAAGAGAAAAUAUUCUGAUUUGGAGUCUAAACAAACUCGCAGACCAGUUGGUAGACCUAAAGGAAGUCGAACUAAAUCGAGACAAACUGACGGUUCAUCCGGAGAAAGUAGAUCAGUUGUCACACAGACCACGUCAAAGCAACGUGGACGACCCAGGAAAAGUAAAGCAGCACCCAAUUAUAAGCUCAAUAAUCCACAUUUUGACAUAUAUAUGACCCGAGCAUCAAAAUAUACUCUGUAUAUUUAUAGAACAGUGGUGAACGAACACAACCUCAAAUUGCAGGAAAAUAUGGAACUUCGCAAUGAGAAUGGCGAGUCAUGGCCUGUAAAAGUUCACUUUAGAACUGAUGGUCGCAUUGCAAUUAACCAUGGAUGGUCUGAUUUUCACAAGCAGAACAAAGUGGCAUUCAAUGACAGAUGCAUUUUUGAAUUUCUCCCUGAAGAAAAUAACAUAGUCAAAGUAAUUCAGGUGCACAUUGUUCCAAAACAGGUGAAGCCCCGUAAAAAAAAGCUAUGUUGGACGAAAACGGAAAUACUGAAACACAAAACGGCAAAAUAAAAUUUAUUACGAGAGUAGAUUAUAUAUUUAAAGUUUCAGGGUUUCAGUAAUGUUUUUGAAAACCGAAAUGAAAUAUCGAAAUGUAUGAGUCGACAAGUAACGAUGCAAUAAAAUUAGUAUUAGUAUUCCUUUUUGGUUA